Messenger RNA from Halichondria panicea, 1749 nucleotides. RefSeq lists its product as uncharacterized. NCBI's taxonomy places the organism in Eukaryota, Metazoa, Porifera, Demospongiae, Suberitida, Halichondriidae. The coding region runs from base 1 to 1749 and encodes 582 amino acids. Gene Ontology annotation, molecular function: protein binding. The record is from RefSeq and is a predicted model, not a curated record. The transcript is spliced from 3 exons.
AUGACAACAAAUAUUGGUUACGAUGUAUUAGUGAGCUGCAACGAGCAGCUAGUUGCUGACUUUGCUUCAGAUCCAGGAGGACUCGCUGGAGUUAUGUUUCAAAACCAUCUGAUAUCAGACGAAACAAAUCAGAAAAUCAUUCAGCUUGACAAGACGAAUACGGAUAAAGCCAGGAUGCUAGUGGUUGUAUUGCAGGCAAAAGUAAAAAGUUUUCCGGGAACUUACGAUAAAUUCAUUACAAUACUUCGGGAAAGGAAUGAGCGACAUGAUGACGAGCUUCUCUCAGUACUUACAGAUAAGUACAAGGAGUUAGAAGCUGUAACAGACAGACAUCAGACAGUUGAUGAAGCAAACUCAGCAGGUGGAGAGUUAAUACCAAGAUCUGCCAGUACAAGCUCAUCUGGAACUGGAUCACUCACGACUUCUGAUCAUCUGACAUUUUUUAACUUCCAAUGCGGCUGUGGAGAGUGUACCAUCUUGGGUCAUGUCACUGGCAGAGAUAAGUGUUUAAGCUCCAAGCCACCUCAAAUUAAAAGAUGCACUCGUGAUACUGCUUGUAGUGAUACAGUAUCACCGACAGAAAUUUCUGUAAGCUUCUUCAUGAAAGCCCUAAAUAAAGAAACUCGCAAAAUCCAUUCGAAAUUUUGUAGCUUACUUACAAACACGAUUAUAAAUCUUGAAAAACAAGAACAAUAUGAUCUCACGCAAUACGUUCAGAAGUUGUUAACACCACAAGGUUCAUAUUUUAGCCAAAUUUAUCGUAGCCCUUCUGAACAGAUUUUGCUCUGUGAUGCUAUCAGCUUUAAUGAUUUAAUUGAGUUUCUACAGAAUAAUUUCUGCUCUUGGUUCAAUUACUCACUAAUAUCCGAAAUACGAAAAGAAAAUCUUUUCCCAUAUGAGGAUAAUGAAGCAUUACACAAAUAUGAGCGUUUGUUUCAGCAAUAUGUUAAUCGACGAUGUUUUCUAUUUGUUGAUGACUUUGGCCCUGAACCGUCUCACAUUGAAUCAGUGGAGAUAACAUGUAAGGUUGAUGUUGAUUUUCAUACAAUCACCUACGAUCAAAUUCAAGAAUUGAAGUUAGUAUUUAUAGAAUGCUGGGAACAAGAACUACCACACCAAGUUCUUAAUUUGAAGCAUGUUCGAGAAGGCUGUACAGAGCUGGUGUUCCGAGUUCCAGCAUGUUUUAGUCAUUUAUACAGCCAAUUGAGUCCUAAACAGAUGCAGCACCUGAAAGAAAAUGCAUUCAUUGAGGUCAAAAUUGGUCAACAAGUAUUACUGAAGGCAGAAAGUAAUUCAACAAAGAAGCUGCUAAAAGCGUUUAGCCAAGAUGGUGGUGACCCGACUUCUGCCUUAGCCUCACUGAUAGGGUUUGAUCCGACAGUUGAUGUGAGUUCAAUCAGGGACAAUAAUGGAAUGACCCUCCUCCAUCUUGCCUGUCGCUGGGACUGGUCAAACUGGGGACUCUUAGUCACCCAAUUGGUCGAAACACACCACCAUAAAGUCUCAGUUGUGAAUGAAGAUGGAGACACACCUCUUCACAUAGCUGCUCGAUUCAACAAUGAAGGAGCUGCCGAAUAUCUUCUUGAGCUCAGUGAUGUCAACGCUAGAAAUAACGAUGGAUUAACUGCCUUUAACAUUGCACAUCAAAAGCAACAUCAAAACGUUUUGAGAGUGCUGGUCGAGUGCGAUGAAAUAUUUGCCAACAUUCCAAUGGGGAAUUUUAGAGGAUAUUCACAGGACAAGCAUUAA